Messenger RNA from Papaver somniferum (opium poppy), 2923 nucleotides. Its product is annotated as probable galacturonosyltransferase 7. Gene Ontology annotation, molecular function: polygalacturonate 4-alpha-galacturonosyltransferase activity. The coding region runs from base 332 to 2251 and encodes 639 amino acids. The record is from RefSeq and is a predicted model, not a curated record. NCBI's taxonomy places the organism in Eukaryota, Viridiplantae, Streptophyta, Magnoliopsida, Ranunculales, Papaveraceae. The transcript is spliced from 10 exons.
UUCUUUUUUUAAGCAAAAUCAGAUCCCCCUCUCUGUCUCUGUCUCUCUCUCCUCACUCCACACUCCUCUCUCAUUCUCUCUCAUCUUCUGUCAUUCAUUCAUCUUCAAUUCAUCAUUAUUAUUAACAAUUCCUCUGCGUGUGUUUAGAUCGACAGAAGGAAUCUAUGAACAAAAGUCUGCGUUGAUUGAUUUUUUUUGGUGGGCAGAGAAUUUUGAUGUAUGUAGAGAGAUUCGGAGGAGGAGAAGUAGAGGAAGAAGAGGAGGAAGUAGAAGAUAUGGAUGAAUUUAUUUUGUGAUUUUUGAUUGAUUAGGGAAUAAUAGAGUAAAAGAGAUGAAGGGUGGUGGAGUAUCAUCAACUUAUCCUCUUCCUCCUUCAAAAAGACGCUGGAGAGGUCUUGCUGUUGCUGUAUUUGGUCUUGUUGUUCUGUCAAUGCUUGUUCCUCUUGUAUUCUUACUUGGUAUACACAAUGGAUUUCAAUCUACUGGAUUUGGGUCUGAAGAUCGAAGUUCUACUCCAAGUCAUAAGAAAUAUGAGAAUUACGAUCCCGUGGAACAGGAUGUACCACAAAUUCAAUCAGAGGUUGAUAAAUCAACACAUUUAGAUAACUUAAUGGAAAGAUUGAAGCCAAAUUUACCAAAGGAUGUUAUUACUAUCGCCAAUGAUGCUGCAAACAAAACUGUUAGAAAUGAUCCUUUGCAAGUCACUGUGAAACAAAAAACUGAUUCAUCUCCAGUGCAGAAGGAGGUGCCUAAACCGCCGCCUCAGGAAAAUCAAAUAGGCAUGUCUCAAGUUACUGAGCAUGAUAAGGGUGCAACCAGUGAUGAAACUGGAAAGCCAUGUCAAUUGGAAUUUGGGAGCUAUUGUCUUUGGCGUAAAGAACAUAAAGAAGCAAUGAAGGACAGAGUGGUGAAGCAAAUGAAGGAUGACCUUUUUGUAGCAAGAGCUUAUUAUCCUAGCAUUGCUAAACUUCCAUCUCAUGAUAAGAUGUCGCGUGAAUUGAAGCAAAACAUUCAAGAGUUUGAGAAAAUUCUCAGUGAAAGUACCACAGAUGCUGAUCUUCCUUCACACAUGGAGAAGAGGCUGCAGAGGAUGGAGGCCAUAAUUCGCAAAGUUAAAUCUGUCAUAUUAGAUUGCAACAAUGUUGACAAAAAACUAAGACAGAUAUUAGAUUUAACCGAGGAUGAAGCCCAUUUCCACAUGAGUCAGAGCGCAUUCCUUUAUCAGCUUGCUGUCCAGACCAUGCCCAAGAGUCUGCACUGCCUUUCAAUGAGAUUGACUGUAGAAUAUUUCAAAUCGCAGUCACUGGAUAUGGAUAUUUCAUCAGAUAAAUAUGUCAACCCGUUGCUGCAACACUAUGUUAUCUUCUCAAAUAAUAUACUGGCAUCAUCCGUUGUCAUCAACUCAACAGUUAUGCAUGCUAAAGAAAGUGGGAAGCAGGUUUUUCAUGUGGUAACAAGUGGACAGAACUACUAUGCCAUAAAACUUUGGUUCUUCAGGAAUUCGUACAAGGAAGCCACCAUUCAAGUAAUAAAGAUUGAAGACUUUAACCAAGAACAUGAUGUUGCCAACCCGGGGCAUCAAUCAUUAUCCAAUGAAUACCGUGUUUCGGUUCAUAGAGUCAGUAAACCACAAAUAACACAAAUGGAUACUAACUACAUUUCGGUUUUUGGUGAGACACAUUUUCUUCUUCCUCAAUUUUUCCCUGAUCUAAAGAGAGUGGUUGUGUUGGGUGAUGAUAUAGUUGUCAAAGAAGAUUUGUCUCCCUUAUGGAGUAUUAACAUGGAAGGAAAGGUGAUUGGAGCUUCAUAUUUCUGUUCAUUGAAGUUGGGUCAGCUGAAAAGCUAUUUGGGUGAGGAAGAUUUCGAUGAAGGUUCUUGCAGUUGGAUGUCUGGACUUAACUUCGUUGAUCUAGUUAAGUGGAAGGAGCGGAACAUUACUCAAAAAUACCAUAGGCUGCUUCAAGUUGUGAAGCAGAGAACCAAAGUAACAUCAGUGAAUGGUGUAGCAUUGCCUGCAAUAUUGCUCACUUUUGAGGGUUUAGUGCACCCUCUUGAAGCUUCUUGGCUUUUAUCUGGGUUGGGUCAAAGUUUUAAGGUGGAAGCACAAGCAAUUGAAAAAGCAGCUGUGUUGCAUUACAAUGGACUCAUGAAACCAUGGUUAGAGCUAGGCAUCCCCCAGUACAAAGCAUAUUGGAAGAAGUUUCUGGUUCGUGAUGAUCUGUUCAUGAGUCAGUGCAAUGUAAACCCAUAAAAAGCUGCUAAUAAAAGGAGGUUUAGUCGCCCAAAGAAAUUUGCUAAUUUUAACAAGGGUUUAACCAGAAGAGGGUGAACCUGUGGAUAUCAAUUUAUUCAAGUGCAGGUGAACUUUAUCCUGGACUAGAAGAGGUGUCAAAAAAGCUGUAUGUUGGUGCUCGAGGUAUCAGUGUUUUCGAAUUGAGAAUGCUGAUUUCUGAUUUCUUAGUAAAUAAAAGGACUAGGAAUUUUUUUAUCGGCACCGUGGUUAAAAAGAGCAGAAGGUAAAUGAUUGUUUUUAGGUGAAAGUUGCUAUUCAGAUUGUCAAGACACGUUUCAUGUGAUACAAAUUUUUAGAGACUCGGCAACUUGAUUCUGUGCUUGUUGGUUUGCACAAGAGUGUACACAGACGAGGGAGUAGAAUUAGUAGGAAAGAGAGCAAGAGACCAAGAGUCAUGCUAUAUUUUUGUAAAUGGUGUGCAUGUUGCAGGUCAGUUUCCCAGGGAUAAUUUCAGUUUGUCAUUUGUUCUGUGAUAUAAAUGAUUUUUGGAGGAUCAGUUUCCCAAAUUGGGUUAUGCUGCCACUUGAGCAUGUAGAAUCUUAUCUUUUUUCUUUUCGAAUUUAUGAUUUGUUGUCUAAAAUUUUGGGUUCUCCUUCUCCCUCUAUAAAUUUAUGGUGCCCUUUCAAGUUA